This is a messenger RNA of Verticillium nonalfalfae, 2004 nucleotides long. RefSeq lists its product as uncharacterized. Bases 1 to 2004 code for a protein of 667 amino acids. The record is from RefSeq and is a predicted model, not a curated record. NCBI's taxonomy places the organism in Eukaryota, Fungi, Ascomycota, Sordariomycetes, Glomerellales, Plectosphaerellaceae. Gene Ontology annotation, cellular component: membrane. Gene Ontology annotation, molecular function: sucrose:proton symporter activity. The transcript is spliced from 5 exons.
AUGGCUGCUGCGUUUCUGACGCCAGCCUCGACCUCGAACGCAACACUGAUUCCUACAGGCGCCCGAGACGCAGAUUCCAGCGACGCUCAUCACCUCUCCGUCGACUCGGGAGGACAUUCGACGCCCAUUCUCACCCCGUCGCAGUCGAGCAACGGCCAACCCGACACCGAUUCGAACCCAGGCUUUGAUGACGACUGGCACCCAUCAUCUGCGACUAGCAAUCCUGGUGGAUACGCGGGACCCACGCGCCGCCCAUCCAGCCUCGACCUCGACCGCGACCGCGACAUUGACCGGCGCGCCGGCGAGGUCAUCGACGGGGAGCCGACAAUCAAUCGAUCGAUACGCGAGGAGGCAUUCGCAGAAAUGUCGACAUGGGCGGGGCAGCCCCAUAUCAGGGGGAGUUCCGAGGCGAUGCGCAUGGUUCUCCUGACCUUCAACGCCAUCGGCAUCACCUUCACAUGGGGAGUGGAGAUGACCUACUGCACACCAUAUCUCCUGAAUCUUGGCCUCACCAAGAGCAAUACUUCGCUUGUGUGGAUUGCUGGGCCUCUGUCGGGACUCAUUGUUCAGCCUAUCGUUGGCGUCAUUGCUGAUCAGUCCACCUCAAAAUGGGGUCGCCGGCGUCCUUUCAUCGUCAUGGGCUCGAUUAUUGCCGCCUUGAGCAUGGUCGUUCUGGGCUUCACCCAGGAAAUUGUGGGCUUUUUCGUUGCUGACGAGAAGUCUGCCCGCGGCUUCACGAUAACGCUUGCAGUCCUGGCAAUCUAUGCCGUCGACUUUGCUAUCAAUGCGGUCAUGUCCUGCGCCAGGAGCCUGAUCGUCGACACUCUACCCAUCGAGAAACAACAAGCCGGUGCGGCAUGGUCCAGCAGAAUGUCCGCCAUGGGCCAUAUGAUGGGAUAUGGAGCGGGUGCUAUCGACCUCGUAGGCAUGUUGGGGACGACGCUUGGAGACACGCAGUUUAAGCAACUGACCCUGAUCGCCACCUUCUUCAUACUCUUCUCCUCGGGCGUGUCCUGCUGGGCGGUUACCGAGAGGGUGCUCGUCUCCACCCGACCAGACUCUCGCAAGCCUGCCGGCCGUUUCAAGGUCUUCAGCCAGAUCUGGUCCACGCUGCUUAACCUGCCCCCACGUAUCCAGGCCAUCUGCUGGGCACAGUUCUGGGCGUGGAUCGGCUGGUUCCCCUUCCUCUUCUACAGCGCGACCUGGGUCGGUGAGACGUAUUUCCGCUACGAUGCGCCCGAGGAGGCAAAGAACUCCAAAGACAUGCUCGGCGAUGUCGGUCGCAUCGGCAGCACCGCCCUCGUCAUCUACUCCACCGUCACCCUUAUCGGCGCCUGGCUCCUGCCCAUGGUCACAAAGUCGCCAGACGACGAGAAGUAUACGGCACGCCCGCCCCAAGGGCUGGCUACCCUCGCAGAAAAGUUCAGCAAGCGCAAACCUGACCUCAUGACCGUCUGGAUGGCCGGCCAUCUCAUGUUUGCGAGCGCCAUGUUCAUGGCUCCCUUCGCCGCCAGUUUCCGAUUUGCCACUUUCCUCGUCGUCAUCUGCGGACUUCCUUGGACCAUUGCCAUGUGGGCGCCCGUCACCUUUCUCGGCGUCGAGGUCAACAAGCUCAGCGGCGCCACAGAUGCUGGCGGCCCAGCCUACCGCCGCCUGUCCAACGCCGAUGACAUUGAGCUGCCAGCCAUCAACGCAGACCACGCUCUGCAUCUGGAGCAUGGGUCCGACACGCCUGGCGCUUCAUCGUCAACGGGCGAACUGUCGGGCAUCUAUUUCGGUAUCCUCAACAUCUACUCAACGCUGCCGCAAUUUAUUGGUACCUUUAUCAGCACCAUCGUCUUUACGAUCCUCGAGCCCGGCAAGAGCCCCGAGCUUGCCAAGGGGGCGGAUCCCGCUGAGCAUCACGAUACUGACGGCCCCAACGCCAUUGCCGUAUGUCUCUUCAUCGGCGCCAUCUCUGCGGUCGGCGCCGCAUACACCACGUCGAGGUUGAGAUAUCUGUGA